AUGGACCUGCCCCCGCAGCUCUCCUUUGCCCUCUACGUGGCUGCCUUUGCACUGGGCUUCCCACUCAAUGUCUUGGCCGUUGGGGGCGCCGUGGCCCACGCCCGGCUCCGCCUCACUCCCAGCCUUGUCUAUGCCCUCCACCUGGGCUGCUCAGACCUAUUGCUGGCUGCUUCUCUUCCCCUGAAGGCGGUGGAGGCCCUGGCUGCGGGAGCCUGGCCUCUGCCAGCCCCUCUCUGUCCUGCCUUUGCCCUGGCCCACUUUGCUCCGCUCUAUGCGGGUGGCGGCUUCCUGGCUGCCCUGAGUGCUGGCCGUUACCUAGGAGCCGCCUUCCCCUUGGGCUACCAAGCUGUUAGGAGGCCCUGCUAUUCCUGGGGCGUGUGUGUGGCCAUAUGGGCCCUUGUCCUCUGUCACCUGGGGCUGGUCUUUGGGUUGGAGGCUCCGGGAGGCUGGAUGCACAAUACCACCAGCUCCCUAGGCAUCAACACACCAGUCAAUGGCUCUCCAGUCUGCCUGGAGGCCUGGGACCCAGCCUCAGCAGGCCCUGCUCGCCUCAGCCUCUCUCUCCUGCUCUUCUUUCUGCCCCUGACCAUCACAGCCUUCUGCUACGUGGGCUGCCUCCGGGCACUGGCCAGCUCAGGCCUGAGUCACAGACGGAAACUAAGAGCAGCGUGGGUGGCUGGCGGGGCACUGCUCACACUGCUGCUCUGCUUGGGACCCUACAAUGCCUCCAAUGUGGCUGGCUUCUUGCACCCCGACAUGGGAGGCCGCUGGAGGAAGCUGGGGCUCCUCACAGGUGCUUGGAGCGUGGUGCUCAACCCAUUGGUGACCGGCUACUUGGGAAGGGGGAUUGGCCGGGGGACAUCAUGUGGGACAAGAAUGAAAGGGGGUACAUCUCAGAAGUAG
Messenger RNA from Myotis lucifugus (little brown bat), 903 nucleotides. RefSeq names its product free fatty acid receptor 1 (gene FFAR1). Bases 1 to 903 code for a protein of 300 amino acids. Gene Ontology annotation, biological process: response to fatty acid; positive regulation of insulin secretion; positive regulation of cytosolic calcium ion concentration. The record is from RefSeq and is a predicted model, not a curated record. Gene Ontology annotation, molecular function: bioactive lipid receptor activity. The transcript has a single exon. Gene Ontology annotation, cellular component: plasma membrane. NCBI's taxonomy places the organism in Eukaryota, Metazoa, Chordata, Mammalia, Chiroptera, Vespertilionidae.